GAUUCUUGUUUCGCUUGAAUUGGAUAUCGCAUUCUUUCCAUUUGUCUCGACAACAGGCAAGGAAGUGAAACGGUACGAAUAGCGAUUCGAAUUGAUACAGUUGCUUUCGUAAAAUCGAAGUUUUCUGAUUAGCAAAGGAAGAAAAAUAUUGUUAUAGAAAAAAAAUGGGUAAGGUAAAGGCAUUGAAGCAUAAUGCAAAUAAAGGAAAACAAUUACAUGAAAUAAAAGGUGGUUCUGUAAAGAAGAACAAAGAUUCCAAAUUUAAAAGUACACCCAAAGGUAAGGUAGCUUUAAUCAAUUCAAUAGAACUUUAUCAGAAGCUUUCCCCAAAAGUCUCCUCUGGAAAUAAAUCUUCAGAUCAAAAGCCUACUUCAAAUAAAAACAAGAUUUCGAAGAAAUAUCAAAAGUCUUCUCCAAAUGGUAAUGCAGUAGCAAAGCGAUCAAAACAAGAUUCUCCAAACAAAAACAAAAAACAAAAAUUCAAGCAAAGCAUGAAUUCUAACAAAUCACACGAAGUUAAGCAGAUCAGUUCUAAAAAGGUGAAAAAGCUAAUGGCUCAAUCUGGGUCUAACGUCAUCUUCGUACCUAAAAGGAUGAUGGAUGAAGGAAGUGAGGAUGAUAGUUCAAAUAAAUCAGAUGAAAGCGAUUCAGAUAUCCCAGAUAUUUUUGGCAAGAGCUUAGGAGAUGAAUCAGAUGAUGAAGAUAAAGAUUAUGAAGAGGAUGAGGAAGAAGAAGAAGACAUGGAUGAUGAUGAUGAUGACUCUGAUGAAGAAGAAAUGGACGAUGAAGAAGAAAUGGACGAUGAUGACAGUGAUGAAGAGAUGAGUGAGCAUAAAGGUAUAAAAAUGUUUAAAGGUUUACAAUCUAAAACCAAGAAAAAUAAGAAAGAUCAAAAGGAGGAUAGUGAAGUCGAAAGUAAUGAGAAUACAACUGAGAGUGAUGAAGAUGAUGACGAGGAUGAUACAGAUGAAGAUAAAGAUGAAGACAAGGAAAAGCAAAAAAAGAAAGAAAAUCACAUUAAAAAAUCUAAGGUUACAAUUAUCAAAAGUUACCCUGAAGUAGAAGAUCCUAUAGUAUCCGAUUCAGACUAUUCCAAUGAUACUGAGUAUAGCGAUAAUCCAGAAUUAGGCACAAAAGCUCUUUUGGGUCACAGUAUUGUAGACGACGACGAUGAUGAUGAAGAUUUUAAUAUAGAAGAAGGUAGUAGUGAGGAAGAUCUUACUAGUGAAUCCAGUGAAAAUGAUUACAGUGAAAAUGAUGACAAUGAAAAUGAUGACAGUGAAAAUGAUGACAGUGAAAAUGAUGACAGUGAAAGUGAUGACAGUGAGGAAGCUAAUGAAAAUGAGAAUAAUAUAGAAAGAUUUAAAGUAACACAAAAAGAGAAAGACGAUCUAAGAAAAAGAAUUGUUCUCAUUGAUAAUAUCUCAAAAUCAACGCCUAGUGAUCUGAUAGCAUACCUGUGUAAGGAAUCUGGAAAAUUCGUGAUAUUUGAAGCAAGACCUUAUCCAGAAUUCUUUUUUGGUUCAGAAGGGGAGCGUAUAGAACCUUCGACAUGGAUAGAUCGGGAUUAUCCAAAUCUAAAAACAUACUCAGCAAAUGUCCUAUAUGCUAACAGACAAGACGCUCUGAAAGCAGUGGAGCAAAUGCAUGGAAAAAAGUUUGGUGGAAAUUAUUUAAAUGUUAUAACUGCUGAUCAAAUUGUUGAAAAGCCCAGCUAUGCUGUAUAUAUAGCAAAUCUAAAAAAGAAAAUGCCUGACAACUAUAUCUGGGCAUUGUUUAAUAAUUGUGGAAAAAUAGUACGUAUGCGAAAUGUACGUGAUCCAUGGACGGGGUUAAGUAAAGGAUUUGGUUACGUUUCCUUUGAUAAUGCGGACUCUGUAAAGUCUGCUCUUCAAUGUAAUAAUGUAAAACUUAAUGGACGGCAAAUUAAAGUGAUGCCAUAUCCCUAUCAUGAGGACAAAUUUCCUAGAGUAAAAAAAAAUUUGAUAAAAGAAACACAUCGAAGGCAUCGAAUAAUUUUUGAAAAUGCAAAGCAACUUCUUAAAGAGGAGAAAAAAGAACGAGCAGAAAGAAGAAAAAAGAGGAGCUCGGAAGAGCCUGCUAAUGUUGAACCUGAAAGAAACGUUAAGAAGCAUAAAAAGCAAGAGGGAGAUGAAAAAAAGUCUACUGCAUUUCAAGGUCAAAUGGUUGAAUUAAAAAAUAAAAAUAAGAAAAACAAACUUGAUAAGAAAAAGAAGAAAAUGGCAGAAAAGCUUGUACCUAAAUCUAAAAAAACUAAACAAAAUUAAGAUAAUAUUAUCGUAUUUUAUGAAUUCUUAGACAUACUACACAAUUUUUUUAACGUUUUUUUUAUAAUCGAAGAUAUU
Messenger RNA from Trachymyrmex septentrionalis, 2366 nucleotides. RefSeq names its product nucleolar protein 12-like. The transcript has 4 exons. Bases 165 to 2288 code for a protein of 707 amino acids. Gene Ontology annotation, molecular function: RNA binding. Lineage: Eukaryota; Metazoa; Arthropoda; Insecta; Hymenoptera; Formicidae. The record is from RefSeq and is a predicted model, not a curated record.